Messenger RNA from Girardinichthys multiradiatus, 1883 nucleotides. It is a transcript of the gene nsrp1, whose product is annotated as nuclear speckle splicing regulatory protein 1. The transcript has 7 exons. NCBI's taxonomy places the organism in Eukaryota, Metazoa, Chordata, Actinopteri, Cyprinodontiformes, Goodeidae. The record is from RefSeq and is a predicted model, not a curated record. Gene Ontology annotation, biological process: regulation of alternative mRNA splicing, via spliceosome. Bases 49 to 1482 code for a protein of 477 amino acids.
AUUUGUGUAUCGAAUCUGCGGAGGUCGAUCACAGUCAGCAGGGCAAACAUGGCGCUGCCUACAAAACAGUACGGGCUUAUCUUGCCCCAGAAGAAGGGAGGGUCAAAAACCGCAAUCCUGCCAAAACCCUCAGUGUUCGGAGAUGACUCCGAUGACGAAACUUCAGUUGGGGAGACUCUGCAGAAGGAGGCUAUCAAAAAGAAGAUGAUGAAGCAGACUCGUUUAGAGAUGCAGAAGGCCCUGGAGCAGGACAGCACCGUUUACGACUACGAUGCGGUCUACGAAGACAUGCAAAAGCAGAAACACGAGAGCAACAAAAAAGUCCUGGAAGGAGCUGACAAAAGGCCCAAAUAUAUCCACCAGUUAAUGAAAGCGGUGGAGGAGCGAAAGAAAGAACAGGAGCGGAGAGAUGAGCGGAAGAUUCAGAAGGAGAGGGAGGCAGAGGGGGAGAAGUUUGCUGAUAAAGAGGCCUACGUUACCUCGGCCUACAAGAAGAAACUGGAGGAGCAGAAGGAGGAAGAGGAGAGAGAGAGAAGACAGGCAGAGAUAGAAGCUGCUCUGGACGUGAGGAAACAGAAAGAUCUGAGCGGCUUCUAUCGCCACCUGCUGAAUCAGACUGUUGGAGAGGAGGAGAUCCCAGAUCGCUCAGCAAACAAAAAUCAACCUUCAGAUGCUUCAAAAGAAGCUGAGAGGACCUCGCCUGCCCCUUCUCCUCCAUCCCAUGAGAACAUCCCCACUUCAGGCAGCGACUCUGAGGAGGACCAACAGCCAAAGACUGGAUUUAAUAAACCAGGCGGAGGCUCGGCUCACUCGAAUCGUCAGUACAGGCAGAGGUCACCUUCAUCCGGGAGUGGGGCAGAGAAGGAAACGGAGAGAGAUGGAGAUAGACAUAAGAAGAGCCAUAAAAACAAAGGGAGAGACAGAGAUAGACACCAUGGGAGAGAGAGGGAUGACAGACAUGGAGACAAACGAAGUGACCGCGACAGAAGAAAGGAAAGGGACAGAGAUCGAGGUAGAGAUGAUGACAGAAGCAGAGGCAGGAGGGAUUCAGAGAGGGAAGAAAGGCAUGGCAAACGUGAAAGAAGUCCUAAAGAAAGGCACGGGAGGAGGGAGAGAAGCUCAAGAGAGAGGGAGCUGGAGAAAAAUGGCGAAAAGGAGAAGAGGAGGAAUUCAGAAGAAGACAAACGGAAGGACAAGGAUCAGGAGGAAGAGAAAGACAGAAGCAAAGAGCCAGAGAGAGAAAAGGCAGAGGUGAAGGAGGAAACAGAUGCUGAUGAUAAGGAGUCAGUCAGUCAGCGUCCAAAGGAAACGGAUGAUGAACAGAAAAAAGUGGCUGAGGAGAAAGAAGAUGAAGCGGAAAAAGCAAACAAGUUUGCAAAGCGCAGCACGGAACACACUGUGAGUUCGGCACGAGAUCGCUACAUGGCCAGACAGAUGGCACGCUCGGCAAAUAAGAGCUACAUCGAGAAGGAAGAGGACUGAGAUUUAUCCAUGACACGAAAAUCAUCUCUGUGUUUCACUCGACCUUUAUCUCAGUUCAUAGGACAAGAAUAGUGUUGUUUUAGUGGAGUUUUUCCACAAAAAAACAUUGAGAAGAAACUCCUUUAGUCUAUAUUUCACACUCAUUGUAUUAUCAACCAUCCAGUCUGCAGAUUUCAGCCAAACCUAAACACAAACAUAUAAUUGUAUUUAAUUUCCUAAAAUACUGUAGAAGUUAGCAAACAUGCAACUGAAAAACACAGGCACUUCAGACUGUCCUCAGAUGAAUGCGUUCGAUAGACAUGUUGGAAAAUAUCGUAAAACAGUAACUUUUUGUUCAUUCACAUUUAUUUUUAUCUCUUCUAUGCUGUGGGUGAUAAGUUCAUUAAAUAAUUUCUGCUUCA